UGGCUAACAAGUGUGUGGGUCUGGUUUCCUAGAAGGACUCAAAAUGAAAGUGAAAGCUUUAUUAUAAACUGCUGGGAUUCUUUUCGUUUUCAUUUUAAGUAUCAUUGCAGUGAACAAGCUCAGGAUGGCGACAGCUCACGCAUCUGACAAUGAAGAUCCCACUGAGGCCAGUGAUGAGUCGGCCAGAGACAAAGAUUCAGAUGCAGACACCGGUACUCAGGUUAUAGUGAAGGAGCCCUGCAGGUUUUACAACAAGGGCCACUGUCGGGACGGUGACGCGUGCCCUUACUGGCACGUCUGCAAGUUUGCCCUGAGCGGAAACUGUCGAUAUGGGUCCGGAUGUAAGCUGAAACACCCCAGAGGAGGAAGAAAGUCCACUCAGGCUGGCGGCGGCACCAAAGAGCGUUCUACAUCCAGAGAUCGAAAGAUUACUGAUGGCCGACUCUACCAGUGGCAGUUGCAUGAUGGCACCGGCUGGAAGGAUGUUGAUAAUGAUCACGUGAUCGAGGCCCAGUACUGCCUGCCCCACACCCAAAGCAUUAAAAUCUACAACACAAAGUUUGGGGCUGUGAACAUCGACUUCAACAAGAUGACAGUGUGUGGGAAAAAGCUGAGAGUGAGACGUCUGGAUGAUGGAAACACUGAGUGGGUCUGGUUCUGCACUUUGUAUAGUAAGUGGGUCAAGUACGGAGACAAGGAUCCAGGCGGAAAUCCCACUACGGCGAACAGCUCGGACAUAGAGCAGAAGUUCCAGAGUAACCCAUUGAGCUCUUUUACUUUCAACAUUGGUGCUAGAACUUUUGAAAUUAAAUUCAGAGAAAUGCAACAGGUGAGUUCAGACAGAGAGAGGAAAGUCACUCGCCGUCCACUUUACCGACAGCGCCAAGCAGGGGCAGGGGUUUCUCAAGGCAAAUCGGUUUCUCAGAAUACUGCUGUGGGCACCAAACCACAGUGGCAGUUUGAGGGAGACAGAGGAACUUGGCACAACUUCAAAAACACGAGAAGUGCAAAUGAACCCUCAGGUACCAGCGAUGACAUUGAGAAAAUGUUCCAGCAAGACCCCAACGGCACCAUGAUCUUCAAAGUGAACGCAAACUCCUACACUCUGGACUUCGGAGCAUUGAUCCAAACCAACCUCAAGACCAAGUUUACGCGCAACAUCAGACGUGUGCUGGUGUGAGCAUCGAAGAGGAGUGUGACCUCCAGAGGACAGUCUGGAAGAAAUGAAUGUGGAGACCGUUUUUUGUCACUGACUUUCAAUAGAAUAUUAUCUGGAGUAUAUUGGUAUUAUAAUGGUUGAUUUACUAUUGUGUUUAGAAUGAAAUUCAGGAUCAGAUUACAUUUUUCUGAAAAACGUUAAGGAAACGUUAACUGCCAAUUUGCCUUAUCUUACGAACUUUUUCUUUCUUAUGAACGAUUUGUUUUCUUUGAUUUAUCACAUUCACAUUGCAGCAUUACUACCAGCACACUGCCAUAACAAAGUAAUGCAAGUAUUGUAUGUUGAUAAAUCUGAAAAAGAAAAUAAGCGGUGCGACAAUCACCCCACAAGUUAAUAUUAUAUGUUGCAGCACAUCACACACGGCUUCUCUUGUAACAGAAGUGACUGACUCUUUUUCAAAUGUAAUGCAAAUCAAUUGAAGACCAUUUUGUUUGUAACUUUUCAGGUGUUUUUAAUGACUUUUAAAAUCAUAACACAGGUUUACACAAUCCAUGCUAUGCAAUCAAAUCUAUAUGAUGUUAUAA
Paralichthys olivaceus (Japanese flounder) is the source of this 1743-nucleotide messenger RNA. Its product is annotated as protein mono-ADP-ribosyltransferase PARP12-like. The record is from RefSeq and is a predicted model, not a curated record. Gene Ontology annotation, molecular function: NAD+-protein mono-ADP-ribosyltransferase activity; NAD+ poly-ADP-ribosyltransferase activity; metal ion binding. Lineage: Eukaryota; Metazoa; Chordata; Actinopteri; Pleuronectiformes; Paralichthyidae. Gene Ontology annotation, cellular component: nucleus.